UGUCACUGUCAGUUCAGGCAGUUGAGUUUAGGCCAAAUGAAAUUAUGGUUCGUAUGCCACUUACCGAUAGUUUGUCGUGGACAUGUUUUCAAGCUUGUGUUGUGUUUCGGCAGUUGAUGAAUCAGUCAAAUACUAAAAAUCGCUCGACUUGGUGACUGCUGUUUUGUUCUAAAUCAUGGAACAACCAUCAAGUAUUGGUGUGGGCCCACCACCAGCCAAGCGCCUGCGUUUGUCUCUGAAGAGGAGAGCAAACUCGGUAGCUGUCUCGACUCAAAGAAAUGAUGCCAAGUCACCAACUGAAAAGAAGGCUGAUGUUAUGGAGGAACGUGCUCUCUCUCCCAGCAAAGCAGACACUCAGGAAAAAACGAAAUCGUCUGUAUUAGAGUGCAGCAGAGAUGUCGAUAGCGCUGUGUGUGGUGUGCGGAACGUUGGAAAUACAUGCUACCUGGCUGUUGUUAUUCAACUUCUUCGUUGUUUGCCAACAAUAUCGCGAAAAAUCAGCCAUAUGGCCAGAUUGGUGGAGGAACUGGCUGUACCGUCAUCACCAUCCCUAGACGUCCUGUUGGCUGCAGAUUCUAUACUCACGUCCAUGGCAGAGAAGGAGGAUGCGCAUUGCAAGUCGCCAAUAGCUGGGCCAGUCUCUGAGGCUCCUGACAUUCUCUUAGCUGCGCUCAGGAAAGUCAAUUCGCUGUUCAAGGGUGGUGGGCAGCAUGACGCACAGGAGUGCCUGCAGUGCAUCAUGGACCAGAUGGACAUCGCCUCGGAGCUGAUCCUCGCCCACAAGGCCCUGUUGAGCGACGGCAGGACACGGCACGAGUCGGCGAGCGUGGGCGGCGAAGUCCACAGCACGAGCUCGCCUGCCAUCUCGCCCAGCAAGCCCAGCCACUGUCGACUGAAUGGCGGCUCAUGUGAUAUGGAUGUUGAGCAGUUGAGCAUCUCGGUUUCCAGUUCCUCGAUUGGCAAUAGAGUCACAAAGACGGAGGGUCAAUACCCGGCCAGUGUUAGUUGUAGUACGGCAGCAGGAGACGAUAAGCCAGUUACCUCCAGCGAUGCUGCAGUGCCAACAGUCGCUACCACUGCUCCAUCCGGGAGCAGCCCUUACCGUAGCCAAUGUAGCGAGAACUGCGCUCGUGGCAGUGCUGCUAAGCCAAAGGCGGGCUCCACACAACUGGUCAGAAGACUAUCCGAAGGCGAGCUGACCUGCACGCGUAGCAGUAAGCGUUUACGGUCUUCAGGUGACGGCGAGGACGACAGCGCUGAAUCUGCUGAGAAGAGAAACUCGCAAUUAGCGUCCCACACGUCCAGUAGCUCUGUAGAAUCGGGCCGAUUGCAAACAUCACUAUCAGAUCAUCACCUGGGAAGGAAUGGAUCGCAUGACAGCAUCUCCCUUCUGGCACACAGUACCUCGAAUGGUUCCGCUUUCAGCGUGGCGAAGAGCUCCACCGAGUCGGUUAACAUUGUGCGGAGUAGCUUUGAGGGAGUGAUGCUGGCCAGUACGUGCUGCGUGGAGUGCGAGACGAAGCAGCAGCGUCCGGAAACCUUCACUGACCUGAGCUUGCCUGUCUGUAAAGAGUCCUCUGCUGGGCAACAGCAGCAGUCGGCAGCCCGCUCGUCCGUCUUCAGCACCAUGCUCGUUGUGGCGCACUCCCUGCCCUGGUGCCUUGGUCAGCUGAUGCGUCCCAGCUCGGGUCUCAUCGGCGCCAACAAGUACAAGUGUGCAGUGUGUCGUCGCUCCAACGAAGCCAAGAUCUCGUACUCGUUUGCCAAGCUGCCGCCUGUUCUGCUUAUCCAGCUCAAGCGGUUUACAACAGUUUCCUACAGCUCCACCAUGUCAUCGGUGAAGAAAGUGCAUGGCAACAUCGCUACACCGCUGGAGAUGAAACUCACCGAAUGGUGCAGCAAGGACUGUGUGAAUCGGGACAGAACCUAUCACCUCGUCGCCGUUAUAAUGCACACAGGAGCACACAGUAACACAGGUCAUUAUACCGUGUACUGUCGUGAGAGAAGUGUCACCGGAAUGAAAUGUUCCAAGCCGUUGCCGGCUGUCACUGCUUCUCGAAGUAUGAUGGAAACGAAUGGUAGUCCGUUGGUGGUGACAUCGCCAACAAUGACGCCGACGAAGCCGCGGAGUCCAGUGCCUAGCAGCUUGUCCGUACCACCGUCUCCUCUCAAGACCAGGCCGUGCAGUGUGUGCCUGAAGCGUCUGUCUUUCAUCAGCACCACGUCUGGUCCGAAACUCGACACGAGGCCAGCCGCAAGUGGUGCGUCGCCACGCAAAGACUCUGACCGGUGCAGCUGCUUGACGGCUGGGGCCGCGGCGUGCAAACUGUCGUCGAACUGGCUGUACUGUGAUGACUCUACGGUGCAGCACGUGUCUGAGGAUGACCUAAUCGUGGCACUAUCACCACUGGACAGUGGCGGUAAGCAGUCUCUCUCGCCGUACAUCCUCUGCUACGCCGUUGCGUGACAGACGAACAGUGCGCGCUGAUGCUUUCGGCGGUGAGCCCCCACUAGUUCGUCGCCAUCUGGCUGAUGCUAGUCAGGUGAUAUAUGCUCUUGUGCAAGUGACCACAUGACCUGGUAGUGAUCACAUGACAGGAUGACAGAUGCUGUUGCCAGUAGUGGCUUACUCAUGGUAGUUUGUAUGGUCAGCAUGAGCUCUACCUGCAAUACUACAUUUCAGUUAUGUCUACUUUUAAGAAGAGACAAACAGAGACAUUGGCUCAAUGAAAGUAGCAGCGCUCAUAAUACAGUGUCAGAGGCAUUGCGGACGAGAGUGGCAUUGAAGGUUGGUGAAGUAAGCACUAUGUCAUGGUGUGUCCCUUGUUUGGAACUAGCGCGGCCUGUCUUCUAUCUUGACAUCACAUCUGUGCAGCUGGUCCAGAACGAAGUGGUGGCGUCUGUUUGUUUGUUAUUGAUUCUACAUUUACUCUUUCUCGUGACGUGUCCUAGACCAGAGUGUUUCCUGUAAUGGCUCGUCUCUGCUCGUCUUAGUUUUUAGUCCAUCGCUAGCGCUGGAAGCUGGCAUUCUGUUCUCUCCGACUGUCAAAUUGUUUUAUUGCCCCUCCGAUGUACGAGUGGUGAAAUAAGUACACAAAUAUCUAUCAACUAUCGACUAUCACUUGAGCAUAUUUUAUUUAUCAUCUUACUCAUCUUCUCAUUCCGCCAUCUAUUAUCCAUUUUUUUCCUAUUCGUCCCCUGGUUUUGCGUUCGUCUAGUUAUAUUCGAAUUCCCUCCCUUGCCAGUACCAAUGUAACAUUGUUGGUCUGGCAUUAUUGCAAGCAGUUCCACCCGUGUGCCGUGCUCCUCUCAUGAACACAGUCCGUGGCCGUCGUGUGAGCGUAUUCUUCUUGGCGUUCCAGCUUUUGAAGACUUCUA
Sycon ciliatum is the source of this 3378-nucleotide messenger RNA. RefSeq names its product ubiquitin carboxyl-terminal hydrolase 1-like. The coding region runs from base 176 to 2467 and encodes 763 amino acids. Lineage: Eukaryota; Metazoa; Porifera; Calcarea; Leucosolenida; Sycettidae. The transcript has 6 exons. Gene Ontology annotation, biological process: protein deubiquitination. Gene Ontology annotation, molecular function: cysteine-type deubiquitinase activity. Gene Ontology annotation, cellular component: cytosol; nucleus. The record is from RefSeq and is a predicted model, not a curated record.